AUGGGUUGUUCUUCGUCUAGCAUGGCGCAAUAUCCGGGAAAUCGCAUGCCAGCGCAAGCCCCUCACCAACCUGCUGCCAAUGAAUAUAACAAAGAUGGUCAAGCGAUGUCUCAUUUUGUUAGUUACGGUGGUGGAAAUGCCUUGGUCUUGCAACAAGGCGGUCCUCAAGUAGGAGCCGUGCCAGUGGGCCAUGCCAAGCCUAAUAAUAGUCCCGAAUAUGUGCAGGUGACAUUGCCUCCCGGUGUGGAACCAGGACAAACGAUCCAGGUCCAAGCACCGAGUGGUCGAUUGAAUGAAAUUGUCGUUCCACCGGGCAUGGGACCUGGGUCAUGCUUUACAGUGGAGUUUGCCGAAGCGGAAGAAAACAAGACGUAUGGUGGUUCAACAACAGCAUAUGCUUCCAACAACCAAACAACCUCGUACACUCCUCCAGGUGCUGUCCCCACUACAACUGCUAUUCCAGCCAAUGAUACGGUGCGUCCAGUGUCCCUUCCAAACGGUCAGGAACAUGACGAUGGAUUUGCCACGGGUUUCAAUAACAACAACAACAACAACAAUGCCUCUUUUGUUCCCACUUCGGCUGCCGCCACGAAUGAUUAUUCCUCUUAUCCCAGUGCCAAUGAUGCUCGUCCGGUAUAUAAUGCUCCUCCUGCCUAUUCGACAACCACCUAUUAA
Cylindrotheca closterium is the source of this 675-nucleotide messenger RNA. The record is from the annotation of a GenBank genome assembly. Lineage: Eukaryota; Bacillariophyta; Bacillariophyceae; Bacillariales; Bacillariaceae.